UUUCAUUUAUUAUCCAUCCUUCGUCACCGCUAAAGUUACAAUAUAAUAAAAAAGAAGAAGUUUUGUGCACGGAUUGAUCGUUGCUUCUGAUUUUUGGAUUAUCGCUAACAAGGUGCGGAGAAGACAAUCUGAGAACAUGCCCGUGCCGACUUGGGACUGCCCGGAAUUGGGCCUCCUCGAGGAACCGUUAGAGACGACGACCGUCGUGUCUGAGGACAUAUGGAAGAAGUUCGACCUGGACUUUCCGCAGCCGUUUCCAGCGGAGCAGUACUACGGAACGAUAGAGGGUGGGAUUUUGCCCGAGCCCUACGAGAAAUCGUCGAUGUCGAGGCUCGAGGCGCGCGAAAUCCGUCACCACGACUGCAUGUGGGCCGGACUUUGCAUCAGCAAGGAACACAACAGGACUCACCCGGCUAAAAAGGACGUCCAAGUGAGCAGCAAGAAGGUGCCAGCGGGGCGAAGUCUUCUGAUAAACCGGAAGCCGCCGGUUUGUACCGCGGCUAAGAACCUCGAGAGCGACGGGGACUCAACGAGGCCCGAAACGCCGCAGAGUUGCGAGUCUGAAAGUGACGAGGAGGACGAGGAGGAGGAGGAAGAUGAGGAACCACCCCAGUUUAGGCACGACUCGAUAAGCAUAAACGAAAAGCUGACAGAGUAUCUCGGCGAUGCCGCUGCCGCUCCGGUCAGCGAAGUUACUGGUCAGCUCGUUAGGCGGACCCCGAUGCCGGAGAAAAAGUGCACCCAGAGGGUCAGAGAAGCUAGUCGAAAACCCGAGGUUCACCAGGAGCCGCAAAGGACUUCCUGCAACACACAGCCCAACGUUGGACACACAGCGCAGGGCAUCACCCAUAGAGAGUCUCUCGUUUCCCUCGGCGAUCACUGCUAUUACCUCAAUCAGACUUCCAACAGUAAAAAGCUUGAACACCUUGGAGUACAGACACCUUCGGAUUCAGAGGAAGAGAUCGACGUGGUGACGUUCGACAAACCUUGCAGGCCGGCAUCGCUGCCUACGAAUCCAAGCGCGGCGGAUAAGCAGCAUCUCCAAAAGACGGUCACAUCGGCAUUGCAGGAUAAAUCGCCACCUCGGCCACGAGGUCGACCACCUUCGAACCCUCCGCGAAAGCGUUCCGCCCACCAAACUGAUCCAAAACCGGCAAAAAGACCGAAACACAAAACGUAUCAAAAGCGCGGAAAGCCUGGAAAUGGAAACGGAAACAGCAACAGCAACAGUAACAGUAACAGUAAUAGCAAUAGCAAUAGCAGCAGCAGCAACGGGUCUUCCAGAACGUUGCAUGUUGACAAAUUUGAAAAUGGCGUCGGUGCAACGCGGCUCGAUAGAAUCGCUGAGACAAUCGAUACGGCGAAAACCGACGUAACAGAAGGAAACGAUCAUCAGAUUAGAUUUUCUGAACGCGUUGGAGGAGGAGGAGGAGGAGGAGGAGGAGGAGGAGGAUCCGGGAAAUUGCAAGCCUCGAGCAGCGCCAUCUCGCGAAGCAGUUCGGACGACGAACCAGACACGGAGAAGCGCAGCCUCCACAACAACAUGGAACGCCAGAGGAGGAUAGAGCUGAGGAACGCCUUCGAGGACCUCAGAGUCCUCGUGCCGGAGGUCGAGAUGAAGGAGAAGGCACCGAAGGUUGUGAUCCUUCGCCAGGCCGCGGUAUACUGUGAUAUGCUUACCGAGAUGGGACAGGCCACUUCGACCAAGGUGGCGGAGCUCAAGAGGCGGCAGGAUCGCCUAAGGACCAAACUGAGUCAGCUAAGGAGAAGCUUCGCGGCGGCUCGCUAGGUGAACAAAAAGGUUGAUUUGGAAAAUUACUUACCCUAGAAACACACACACACACACACACACACACAUGCACACGUA
Messenger RNA from Diprion similis, 1867 nucleotides. It is a transcript of the gene Myc, whose product is annotated as myc protein. Gene Ontology annotation, molecular function: DNA-binding transcription factor activity, RNA polymerase II-specific; protein dimerization activity; RNA polymerase II cis-regulatory region sequence-specific DNA binding. Lineage: Eukaryota; Metazoa; Arthropoda; Insecta; Hymenoptera; Diprionidae. The coding region runs from base 137 to 1789 and encodes 550 amino acids. The record is from RefSeq and is a predicted model, not a curated record. Gene Ontology annotation, biological process: regulation of transcription by RNA polymerase II. The transcript has 3 exons.